AUGGAGGAGAUAGAAGUGCUCACCCACAACUGUGUCUUCAAGCUGGAGCCACUGCCUGUGGGAAGAAAGGCCAUUGGGGCAUGUUGGCUAUUCAAGAUCAAGCGCCUCGCCAAUGGCAUGAUUGACCGCUUCAAGGCCCAAUGGGUGGGCAAGGGGUACUUGCAACAACCUGGAAUUGAUUUUGAUGAAACCUUCUCCCCUGUCAUGUGCAUUGAGAAUCUACAACUUCUGCUGGCCAUUGCAACUGCGCUUGACCUUGAGAUCCAUCAGAUGGAUGUGGACACCACAUUUCUCAAUGCUGAGCUAACUGAGGAGGUGUACAUUGAACAACCAGAAGGCUUUGUCAACCCCAACAAGCUGCACCAUGCUCUGCAUGAGUGGAACUGCACCCUUGACGCUCACCUUUGUGACAAUGACUUCAAGCCAACAGUUGCUGACCUGUGCAUCUAUGUCUGUCAAUGGGAAGACCAUCAACUAGUUGUGAUUGCCGUCUACGUUGACGAUUGUAUGAUCAUUGCUCCCAAGCACCUCCUUGAUGAGACCAAGAAUCCCAGACUCAACCUGCUGAAGCUAGAUUGCAUGGCCAAUGAAGACAGGAGCCUGCCUUACCACUCGGUGGUAGGCAGACUAUGCUACCUGGCCCAUUCGACUUGGCCCAACAUCGCCUUCACCGUCAACAUACUGAGUCAACACCUCACGGCCUACUCCAAGGCACACUGGAGUGCGGCCAAACACCUGCUACGAUCUGACUACAGCGCCAGCAGACUCAUUCCCCAAGUCUACUGCGACACUGACUGGGGGGGAGAUGUCAACACUCAGCGUUUGAUGACUGGAAUCGUCUGCACCCUACUCGGUGCACUGAUCCACUGGUCUUUGAAAUCGCAACGCUGCAUUGCGCUGUCCACCUGUGAAGCGGAGUACAACGCACUGACGGAGGCAGCCAAGCAGUCAGUCUAUCUUCAUGACAUCUGCGACGACCUCGGCCUCACAUCAAGCAGACCAACGAUCAUCUACAACAACAACCAGGCGGCGCUCAAGAUCGCCAACUCCAACCCCAGCAAGCACCACCCACGAUCAAAGCACUACGCAGUCAAGCUCAUGUAUCUUCAAGAGUUGAUCGCCAACGGACAUGUCGAGCUACACCACCACCCCUCUCAAGACAUGCCCGCCAACGCGCUCACCAAAGCCUCCAGACGAACACGCAUCAUCAAGCAGCUGAAGCUACUUGGCAUGUUCAAUUCCCUGGUUUCGAUCAAGGGGCGUGUUGAGGAGCGCACAUGA
Messenger RNA from Acanthamoeba castellanii str. Neff, 1281 nucleotides. RefSeq names its product retroelement pol polyproteinlike, putative. NCBI's taxonomy places the organism in Eukaryota, Discosea, Longamoebia, Acanthamoebidae. Bases 1 to 1281 code for a protein of 426 amino acids. The record is from RefSeq and is a predicted model, not a curated record. The transcript has 4 exons.